GCGAAGGUAAAAGGGGUUUUGCUUAGAGGAGAGAGAGGGCUCUCCUUGGCGUAAAGGAGGAGGAAGAGGAGGAGGGCGGCUUCUGGUUCUUCUUCUUCUUCUUCCAAGGCGCUUUUAGGCAGCAGUCGGCUGGUGGCGCCGAAGGAAAAGGAAGGCAAAAGGAGAGGAGAGGAAGGCAAAGGAAGCAGAAGGGAAGGGAGGAAAGGGCCAGCGCACGCCGGAGAUUUGGGCUUGCUUUGGAAAAGGCGGCUUUUGUGGCUCAGAAAUGGGGAAGAUGGUGAAAACGGCGGGGAUGCUGCUGCUGUGCUUGGUGCUCUUUGGCUCCCAAGCAGCCUGGGCGCAACCAGCGGAUACCAGUCUCCCUCCUGAGGAUCUGGACUCAUCAGGUGAUGAUGAUGACACUUUUUCUGGCUCUGGUGCAGGUCCUUUGCCAGACCAUCCAGUGGUUGCCUGGAAUGUUCCACUACAAGAAACCUCAAAUGCAUCACUGAUGUCUACUGACUUGGAAGAUAAGCAGCCUGAUAUUCAUAGAACAGAUAGCUCUACAGAAUACUACACAACAGUACCUGUAUCUUCAACAAGCAUGGCUGUAUUCCCAGUGAUUGAUAUGGUGACAGGCAAGCCAAGAGAAGAGGUUGAUGAUGAUGGCCUGCACUCACUUUCUGAGCAAGUGACAACAAGACCCACAACUGUAACAACAGGCAUCACAGUCUCCCACCACAUUUCCACAGUCAGAUUUACAACCUCUCAAGCUUUUGGCACAGUAAAACCACCAGAGCCAAAGGUCUACCAUGAUGUCCAUCACAUACCUAGCCCUGAUAAAAAUAUACCUGCUUCUGAUAUUAUACCUCCUAGUGAGACAACUCCAUAUACCACUACUACUCCUACAGCAUCAUCUACUGCCCAGAAGGAUAUCUCUUCUCUGCCUGAAAGAGAAGUUAUACAGUCUGAAGAUGGUUCUGGUGAUGAGGGAGAUUUUGUGUUUCCACGAAAUGAUGAAAGCUCAGUAAUGGAAGUAGAAUCUGCAGUAAAUAAUAGAGGAAUGGAUAUACCACCAAAGGAUGAGAAAUCUGAAGGCGCUCCACAAGGAAUAUUAGACAGGAAAGAAGUUCUAGGAGGGGUCAUUGCUGGUGGACUAGUAGGCUUGCUGUUUGCUGGGUUCCUAGUUGGAUUCAUGCUUUACAGAAUGAAGAAAAAAGAUGAAGGAAGCUAUUCACUGGAUGAGCCAAAACAGUCAAAUGGAGGCUAUCAAAAACCACAUAAACAAGAAGAAUUCUAUGCAUGAGCAAGCUGAACUUAGAUACUUUUCUCCUGUCUCUGGACAUCAUGAGUUCUUGCUGCAUUUUAAAGGGGGGAAAAAAACUAAAAGCCAUACGACUGACUUUAAGCCUUGUGCCUCCUUGCCAUUGGGAACUACUACUAUUUUUUCCAAAGUCAGUCUGGAUUAAUAAAACCCUUACCUGCCUUCUUGCACAAAGAUUACCUGUAAAAUGGGACACUGGUCUUGAAUAAGGACUCCUGGGGGGAAGAUAAGGAACUGAUUGUAUAUAGUCUUGAUGUCUUACAAAAGAGCCAAGAAAUUAGCAAAGUAUAAUGUGUAUGUAUAUUAAAGACAAUUCCCCCCACCAAACAUUUACUUAGCCACAAGUUGUGCUUUAAAAAUGUUAUUUUUUAAAUAAGGCUGUUAACUUGGCUUUCAAUAGUUGUUCUUCUCCCUUUGAAUGAUAACACUAAGUCCCUGCAUUGCAGCUGAACAUGAGAAUGGUGUGAGAAGGAAGGGCCUCCCCAAAAGCUAUAAAAGAUCUGUUCAAAAGGGUUGGAUGACUCAAACCAUGCCCAUGGCUUGACUAGGCAAGGUUCCCCUAGAAUUCAGUGGGAGAAGUCUUAAACAACAUUGCUUCAAAACCAGAAGCACUAUGGAGAUGACACGUGGGAAGGUGGGUUUUGAGAUAUGCAUACUUCUCCAGUUCUUCUAGUCUUUCUGACUAUGGUGUUAUCCCUGUUCACUGUGUUGUUGUUGUCCACCAAGUAGUCCUGGGGCCACCUCUUGUUAUCUACCUCUUCUGCAUUGUGCUCCUGACAGUGGCUACUUCACUGGAUUCUCAAAACCCUCCCUCUUUUUUUACCACACGGUGCUUAUACUGCUGGGUGUGGCAUAUGCUUGAUACAGGACACAGCAUGCUUAAGGGGUAAUGAGGGCUCCUGUUGCUGCCAAGUCCCAGGGACUAGAAUCCUGUUAGACUGGGGUUUGUAGGAGGAAUUCAGGGAGCAUCUGCUCAGCAUGCAGCGCCUGCGGGGGCAGGGAUGAGCAUCUGUUAUGUACAUGGCUGGCUUUUAUCUCAGUCCAAUGUGUGUUCGAGCAUUAACAGAGUUUGAAGAUCAAAUGUCUUCAGAAGCUAUUCUGUGUAGAAGAGGGAGUUAAUGAUGAAUUGUGUGCCUUCCAUCUCUUUUGUGAGACCAAAACGUAAGGUGGGGGUCUUGUCGGGUUGUAUAUCAGUGGGACCAAAUUAAUGAAUGUCAGCACUUCCAAAGCAGUAUUUAAGUGUGUUUUUAAGUACACUGUGUGUGGAGGGGAGGAGCAGGAGGAGCAGCAAUUGUGGAAAAACAGGAAGCUGAUGUAGAAUAAUAAGUGCAGAUGUAUGAUUUCUGUAAUGUACAGGAUGACAUGGAUGUUAAAUGUACUAAACAAGUGUACUGUAAAGGUUUUGUUUAGGUUUUUUUGUUUUUAGAAUAACACACAUACCCACCUUUUAGGCUUUACUUUAUUUGACCACUUACACUUGUUGGCUUUCAAAAUGCCUUCUGUUUCUAAAAGUGUGGGGUGAGUUGACACUGGUGCACUAUAAGUAAACAGUACAGUCAGAGACUUCUCUGGGGAGGGAAAUACAUCUUUCAGGUAGAGCAUAAAUGUGAGUUGCCAAUCAUGCAUUUGCUGCCUUCCAUAUCUCUCUGCUGAGAAAGCUCUUUAUCAUUACAUUGAUGGGUUUAAAUACUUCUUCGGCAUGUGAAACUUUUCUGUCAUCUCCUGGCCUACAUUUAGUACAAAGCAACUAUACAUAACUGCCUUUUUACAAUGAGGUUUUAAGUGGUGGUGUGUCCUUUUUAUGUAUUAAAAGAUAGUCAUUGACCUCAGAUGUAGGAAACACUUCUAUUUGGCAAGACUAAAGAUAAAAUUGUUUGUUUUAAUGCUCAAGCUGAAACUGGAAUCGUGUAACUGUAAAUGGUAAGAACGUACUGCUAGUUUCCAAAUGUAAGUUGGGUUUUUUGUUUUUUUUGUAUUUCACAACCAUGCACUUGCAAUAAAAAGGCAGACUGCCAAAAUAAA
Messenger RNA from Sceloporus undulatus (fence lizard), 3325 nucleotides. It is a transcript of the gene SDC1, whose product is annotated as syndecan 1. Gene Ontology annotation, cellular component: membrane; cell surface. The transcript is spliced from 5 exons. NCBI's taxonomy places the organism in Eukaryota, Metazoa, Chordata, Lepidosauria, Squamata, Phrynosomatidae. Gene Ontology annotation, biological process: cell migration. The coding region runs from base 266 to 1285 and encodes 339 amino acids. The record is from RefSeq and is a predicted model, not a curated record.